Messenger RNA from Serendipita indica DSM 11827, 1137 nucleotides. The record is from the annotation of a GenBank genome assembly. Lineage: Eukaryota; Fungi; Basidiomycota; Agaricomycetes; Sebacinales; Serendipitaceae.
AUGAGGAUGCCCCAGCUACAUGAACUUCCUGUCGAGAUCUGGCAGCAGGUUCUACGAAAUGUCUUCGACGUGCCUUAUGCUCUGGAUACGACUGUGCCCACAGAUGGCUGCUUCUGGCAUCAGCAAGAUCGAUACCAUGAUAAACAGGUAUAUUGGAUCUCCGAACAGGAGCGCAAGAAGCUCCGUUUAGUCUGUCGUAGCUGGCGAGACUACGUAGACGAGUACCGUUGCCGCUGGAUAUCAUGGGACCCACACCCGUUCGCGAUGAACAGAGAAGCAAUGGAAGCUGGUGUUGCCCUUGGUAUUCGCGAGGACUAUAUGGAAGACCCCGUACCGCCUAUCCGCCCAUUUCGCGCGUUCAUGUCCAUCAAGAAUGAAACCGACUACAGCUUAUUCAAAUCCUCGCUGAAUGACACGUUUGGACGACUGACAACCCUCUUCGUGCAUUGCAGUUCACUCUAUGGCCCAGCAAUCUUCGACCUUCUGAUAGCAAAUGCACAUAGCCUGCCGGACCUUCGGUGCCUAAUGCUCAAGCACAUCAACUUCCGGGAAACUCCACUGUCUUUGUUAUCAAAGGCAUUCCCUUUUCUGACAGGCCUUACUCUCGACGGAGGUCUCCUUCCUCCAAACCCUAACGAUUGCCUGCGACUAUCUCAGCUCGAGAGUUUGUACCUGGAUCUUCCCUCACUUGAAGGCAUGUCCUGCAAGACAUGGCACCUCCCAGGUCUCGUCCGCCUCAGUGUUCCUCUCGCUCGCCGAGAACGCGAAGCAUCGCAAGUCUUUGAAUGUCUUCGCUCCCACGGUGCGAACAUGACUUUCUUACACAUUAGCUAUGGAGAACCUGCCACGCUACCGCGUGACAUCUGGAGAUGGUGCCCUCACAUGACGGAAAUUGUCACCAGCUUCUCGAUUGUCACAUUAGAGGGACCCAUUCCAGCGGAACACCCACUCCGAUAUUUGGUUCACCUCGCUCUUAACGACUCGUUCACAGAUAACUCUCCGACGCUCUUGCACAACAUCGAACUGCUCCCCCCCAAUAGCACUGUCGUCGUAGGUGUACGUAGUUGGGAGAGGUACAUGAAGAGAACGUACCAACGGCUGUUGAAGACAAUGCAGUGCGACUAUGGACACAAGUAG